Zeugodacus cucurbitae (melon fly) is the source of this 611-nucleotide messenger RNA. Its product is annotated as glutamate dehydrogenase, mitochondrial-like. Bases 16 to 549 code for a protein of 177 amino acids. Gene Ontology annotation, cellular component: mitochondrion. The transcript is spliced from 2 exons. The record is from RefSeq and is a predicted model, not a curated record. NCBI's taxonomy places the organism in Eukaryota, Metazoa, Arthropoda, Insecta, Diptera, Tephritidae. Gene Ontology annotation, molecular function: L-glutamate dehydrogenase (NAD+) activity. Gene Ontology annotation, biological process: L-glutamate catabolic process.
UAUACUUAGGACUUAAUGGAGUAUUAUGCAAAAAAUAAUAAAUCAAUCAAGGGCUAUACCAAAGCCACCGAAAAAGAGGGCAGUUUGUUGGGUGAAAAAUGCGAUAUACUAAUGCCUUGCUCUACGCAAAAGGUUCUCACUGUCGAAAAUGCUAACAGUGUACAAGCCAAGAUGAUUUUAGAAGGCGCUAAUGGUCCUUCGACGCCAGCUGCCGAUGAAAUAUUACGUGAAAAGAAUGUACUCAUUAUACCGGAUUUGUUUUGCAAUGCUGGCGGUGUAACGGUAUCCUACUUUGAGUACUUAAAGAAUAUCAAUCAUGUAUCUUAUGGCAAAAUGAAUGUUAAACGCGAGAAAGCCAUAAUCAACGAGAUCUUUAACUCCAUGAAUGAGUGCGAGGAUAAGUUCAAGCCAAACAAAAAGUUAAAGCUCAUAAGAGACUGUACGAAGGAGGCGGAUAUUGUAGACGCAGGACUACAAACAGUUAUGGAAACUGCGGGGGCAGGCAUUAAGAUUGUGGCCAAUACAAAUUUUACAUUUAUAUAUUUAUAAGAUCCAAAGUGUAAUAUCCUUUUGUAUAUUUUUCUUAAAUUUUUAAAUAAAUAUGUCUUUAC